AUGCACAAAACACAACAAAUAUAUUUUAAGAAAGAAUCGAUUGCUGUGAAACCCUCUACUGUUAUACCAACUGCCACUCGCCAAUCUCCACUCAAGGACCUUGCCUUUGUGCAGGUGUCCUUCAUUCACGAUUCAUGCUCGUCCAGUUCCAAGUCAGACGAAUAUCAGCGUCUUCGAGGAUCCAACGAUUUAACAUUGGUUGAGUACAAAAACGCAACCACAGGUUUUUGUCCAUCAUCUCCAUCUUUACAGCAGCGAGAUUCCAAAGGUGCAACACAUUCCCCUCGAACAAACUCUAAUUGUGAACAGAAAGCAUGCUCUGAACAAAGACAACAUCGAACGAAAGUUCCCGUCUUUCAUUGGACUCUCAAGAAACAUACCCGUUCUCAACAAUCCUUCUCCAAAGGAUCUAGAAAAGAUGCAACUCUUACCGAACCUUUGGCAACACCAACUCCCCAAAAUAAGCUUUCAUUGUUGCAUCACUCUUACUAUCAUGGAGAAUGGAAUGAACAAGAGGAUCCACAAAAAGAUUCACUCCAGAGACCAUUAAAAGCAUCCAAGACCCACAAUUCCAAUGAAUGUUCAGAAUCGAGUGCAUGCAACUCUAAACCGUUCGUACCUUCUGAAAGUUCAAGUCUCGAAGCAGAUGAACGCCCAAACAAACGAAGUCUUCAAACAACAGGUUUACUCUCUACCACUCAAACUCAGACAAAACGAAGAAAAAGGACAAGUAUAUUCACUAUUCAAGAGUUGUUGGAUCCGACUGUAAAAUAA
This is a messenger RNA of Naegleria lovaniensis, 774 nucleotides long. RefSeq lists its product as uncharacterized. The record is from RefSeq and is a predicted model, not a curated record. The transcript has a single exon. Bases 1 to 774 code for a protein of 257 amino acids. Lineage: Eukaryota; Heterolobosea; Eutetramitea; Acrasida; Naegleriidae.